Molecule: messenger RNA, 1338 nt
Organism: Homalodisca vitripennis (glassy-winged sharpshooter)
Lineage: Eukaryota; Metazoa; Arthropoda; Insecta; Hemiptera; Cicadellidae
Product: protein ALP1-like
Exons: 2
Coding region: 93-848 (251 amino acids)
Source: RefSeq, a predicted model, not a curated record
UUGACCCCCGAUGCUAGUGGUGCUUCACAUGCACAUAGUACGGCGGCGAUCAACGCGGUGAAUCAAGAGGCUUCAGUUGUUCACUUUUCAAUAUGUCUUCAGACAGUGACGACGAUUUUGUGUUGUAUGAGAAUAGUGCACUGAAAAUGAUUGUUUUAGGUAAUAGAAGUUGUGCAAUGCACCCUGUAAAUAUGCAGCGUAAGGAAUUUGGAGAGUACCACCAUCUGUUUCCCCAGUUGAAGAAAUAUCCAGAUGGAUUUUUCCAGUACACCAGAAUGGAUUACAGUACCUUUGAAUAUAUAUUGAACUUAAUUUCUCCUCAUAUGGAGGUCAAAUAUACAAAUUUUGUAAAGCAGCCGAUUGAAUGUGACGAGAAGCUACUUAUUACACUCAGAUAUCUGGCUACCGGCGCAUCCUUUAGAAGCCUAUCAUUCACAUUUAGAAUUGGAGCUUCAACAGUAAGCAAAAUAGUAAGCGAAACUAUGAAACAACUAUGGAAUGUUUUGCAACCAAUACACAUGCCUGUACCUACGUCAGAUACGUUUCUUCGCACCAGCCAAGAGUUCUACAAUAUUUGGAAUUUCCCAAAUUGUAUUGGAUGCAUAGAUAUCAAACACGUUAGAAUUAUUUCCCCUCCACAUUCUGGAACGAUGUUCUACAACUACAAAAAGUUUUAUUCAAUAGCUUUACAAGGUGUUUGCGACGCUCAGUACAGAUUUUCUAUGAUCGAUGUUGGAGGAUUCGGUAAACAGAAUGAUGGAGCAACACUAGCAGCUUCAGAUAUGUACUUACAAAUUAAAAAUAAUCAGCUAAAUAUUCCAGAUGAUAGUUAUUUACCAGGGACAUAACGUCAAAACAUCUAUGGUUUUUUUAGGCGAUGAAGCUUAUCCUCUGUCCCUUCGAUUAUUAACACCUUACCCAGCUGACAACCUAACGAUGGAAAAAACUGCAUACAACUUUCGGCACUCAAGGGCGAGAAAAACAAUUGAGUGUACAUUCGGAAUAUUGUAUUCAAAAUGGAGAAUACUCGCAAAGAGUAUUGAAGCUAAACACGAGACUGCCGAUCACAAAGUUAAAGCUGUUUGUGUUCUUCAAAAUACAAUAAUUGACAGAGAAGGAUUUGAAAGACAUUUGAGCGAGGUAAUACCUGGUGAAAAGACUUGAGGCGAUACCGAACCUGUGCCAAGACGAAGGGGCCGACACCUAACUGCAGCAUUGCUUUUACGUGAUACAUUCAAGGCAUAUUUCCAGGAAAACCCCAUCAAAUUUAAGAAAGACAAUGAGCAAUAAUUUUAAUGUUUUGUUUGUGUUCUAAUAAAUGAAUUUCUCGUACCUGUA